UCAUUGGAGCUUACACCUGUCUCUAUCAUGCUGCUCACCUUGAAACCUCCAACUCCGGCUCAUAUGGCGCAGAAUGGGAUCAAAGGUCCCUCCCACGAAUACUCCGUUAUCCGCCAAUCCAUCCCCUCGUUGCGCGACUCGUACGGCCCCUUCCUCCACAAACAUGGACUCAUCCUCGCGCAGAAGUCUACCUCCGCCGCCAUCUAGAACCCUACCGCCCCCGCAACUGACAGCUGCACACACGCCUCCACAACUCCCUCCCCCCCCGCCAUCGUCGCAAUGGCACUCCGCAGACAAAGAUCCGUCGAUGCAUUUAUGGUUGCGGGCAAGAGCAGAGGAAGAUCGGAGGAAACAGGAGGAGGAGAAAGCGAGGCAGGAGACGCUGAGGUUGGAACAGCGCGUGGUUGAGCAUAGUAUGCUGCGUGAUGCGUUGCAGGCUGGAGUACCGCCCCAUAUGGUUCCGUUGAUUUUUGCCGGGAUUAGUGGGGGUGGGCUUCCGCAGGCUGCGAUUGAUUUGGCGCAGCAGUAUGUGUCGCAUCCGGUGGCACAGGGACAGGGUCAGGGGCCGGGGCCGGGGCCGGUGGUGGCUUCGAUGCCUCCUCCGCCCGCUCCUCCUGCACCUCCGCCUCCGCAGCAUCACCAGCAUCAACCUCAGCACCAGCAGCAUCACCCGCAUCACCAUUACCACCAAUCUUCAGGGCCGGAUAUGCCACCAUCUACGUUUCCUCCUCCGCCCCCGCCGUUUUCGCACCGACACUCGCAUUCAGGGUCGAUAGACUUGCGUCGGCAUUCUCAUUCCGUCCCGCCAAACACACUAUAUAAUCCACAGCCGCCAGUUCCGUCUCCUGGAGAGAUUUUGCCAUCACAACCGCCUACCAUAUCCCGGGGCUCAUCGCCUGUUAGGCAGCCUCUCGGGCAAUCUCCGUUCCCUCCCAGUGGUCCUCCUUCGUCUUCAUCUUUGCCUCAGCCUCCAAUCCCCCCCGGCAAUAGUACACAACAGUAUGCACAAGCACCACCCGCCUCAACACCUCAAUCCAUCGCGAACAAGGAAUACCAGUAUCGACCACGUCAAUCAACCUCUAUCUAUUUCCAUCAUUGGGUCCCGCCAGGGCAACAGCCGCCGUCUGGAAAGUCGCAAGAGUACACGCCGGGCGGGAAAGCACCCCAGGAGUCCUCUGGAGGAAAACCGUCAGAUAGGGAAGAGCCCAUCCCAGCAUCAUCACGUGCCCACUCACGGAGCGUCUCAGAGGACCACAGCUCUCCAAGUCGGAAACGGAAGGCCCAAGGCUUGCAUCAGCCGGCACCGAUACCGUCGUCUCGCUCGCGGCAGAGUUCGAUCGUUCGUGACAGCGUGCAAUGAGACUAGCGGUAUGUUUCAUUGUCUGCAGAUAUGCAUGAUGAGUAUGAUGACCGCAUGGUUGUGGCACUUCUGAUGCGAAGAGCGCUGAACACCCAGCAAGGGCAAUGUCUAUCACGUGAUGAUAUAUACACCCAAUGAGCUAUUGAGGACUAGCUACUGCUUUAUGGACUUGCAUCUAGCAGUUAAAUAUUGAUAGCGGCGGAUACGUACCUCAUAUGAUACUUAUGAGGCUCAUCUAGUCGGCAGUGGUGACCUAUUUGUCUCACGGUCAAAUUGGUCCCAGACUUUCCCUGCUGCUGUGCAUCUGUGGUCUAUCUGGACACUCCAGAGUUGGAUACAUGAUCUGGAGAAAGGGAUUUGGCCCGCGGCUUGUGUAGACUAAUUGUCGAUUCGCAUACUUAAAUGAAAAU
This is a messenger RNA of Aspergillus glaucus CBS 516.65, 1770 nucleotides long. RefSeq lists its product as uncharacterized. The record is from RefSeq and is a predicted model, not a curated record. The transcript is spliced from 2 exons. Lineage: Eukaryota; Fungi; Ascomycota; Eurotiomycetes; Eurotiales; Aspergillaceae. The coding region runs from base 74 to 1360 and encodes 428 amino acids.